AACUGAAUGUGAUGUAAAUAUAUAUAUAUAAAUGUAACCUGACAUAUGCAUUUAACCAACUUAAAUUUGUUUUUUAAACAAGCUAAGAUUUGGAAAAAGUGAUAAAUACAUACAAUGGAAAAUGGGACAACUAUUAUUGUUAAGUGGAAUGGACAAGAGUACGAAAUUAAAGAUCUUCAAAAUGACACUACUAUUCACGAAUUAAAAGCAAGAAUUUAUGAAGAAACAGGAGUUAGACCUGAUCGUCAAAAAUUGUUAAAUUUAAAAUGUAAAGACAAAGGGCUGGGUGAUGAUCAGACCAUCGGCAUGCUGAAUAUUAAGCCUGGCUUCAAACUGAUGAUGAUGGGUUCCACAGAGGAAGAUAUCGCAGAAGCAAGUCGAGUUCCUGAAAAUGUAUCUGAAGUAAUCAAUGAUCUCGAUGUCGAGCAGGAUAUUGAAGAUAUCGAAGUUGAAAAUGCAGAAAUUUAUCUGGCUAAAAUACAGAAAAGAAUUGAAAAUUAUAAGAUUGAAGAGUUGAAUGCCCCAAGGGAAAAUAAAAAAUUAUUAGUUCUUGAUAUCGAUUAUACAUUAUUCGAUCACAGGUCCGUCGCAUCCAGUGGUAUCGAAUUAAUGCGACCAUUCCUUCAUGAAUUUCUUACAAGAGCUUACAAACAUUACGAUAUUGUGAUUUGGUCAGCCACGAGUAUGAAGUGGAUCAACGAAAAAAUGAAGCUUCUGGGUGUAACGGAUAAUCCAAACUACAAUAUAACUUUUCAUCUAGACUACCUUGCAAUGAUUACUGUCCACACCUCAAAAUAUGGUCUCGUUGAUGUUAAACCACUUGGAGUUAUUUGGGGAAAGUAUCCAGGAUAUUCGCCAAAAAACACUAUAAUGUUUGACGAUAUCAGAAGAAAUUUCAUAAUGAAUCCUGGUUCUGGAUUGAGAAUUAAGCCUUUCAAGCAAGCUCACUUGAAUCGAGAUAAAGACAAGGAACUGCUCAAGCUCGCUGAUUAUUUGGAAGCUAUUGCUGAGGUUGACGAUUUUCAAACACUCAAUCAUCGUAAGUGGAAAGAAUAUAAAAAUAAAAAAUCCCAUCGCAAACGUCCACACAGGACUGAAGACAACAGUCAGAAUAUAUAGUUUAUAUGAUUAAAAAAAAAAGCUUUAAAUUAUCGACGUUUUUCUAGCAUUUUUGUAAAGAAAUUUUUUCAAUUUAAUCUUACUUUAACAUUAAAUUGUGAAAUUAAACAUAUCUUCAUUAA
Messenger RNA from Microplitis demolitor, 1241 nucleotides. RefSeq names its product ubiquitin-like domain-containing CTD phosphatase 1 (gene Ublcp1). The coding region runs from base 115 to 1119 and encodes 334 amino acids. NCBI's taxonomy places the organism in Eukaryota, Metazoa, Arthropoda, Insecta, Hymenoptera, Braconidae. The transcript is spliced from 2 exons. Gene Ontology annotation, biological process: protein dephosphorylation. The record is from RefSeq and is a predicted model, not a curated record. Gene Ontology annotation, molecular function: protein binding; protein serine/threonine phosphatase activity. Gene Ontology annotation, cellular component: nucleus.